Molecule: messenger RNA, 1407 nt
Organism: Penicillium malachiteum
Lineage: Eukaryota; Fungi; Ascomycota; Eurotiomycetes; Eurotiales; Aspergillaceae
Exons: 4
Coding region: 1-1407 (468 amino acids)
Biological process (GO): tetrahydrofolylpolyglutamate biosynthetic process
Cellular component (GO): cytosol; mitochondrion; cytoplasm
Molecular function (GO): tetrahydrofolylpolyglutamate synthase activity; ATP binding
Source: RefSeq, a predicted model, not a curated record
AUGAGAUUUAGCUCUAUAGAUUUACUCAAAAAAUACCGGCGGCCAUUUCCAUCUGGAAUAGUGGCAACAACGUUGUCGUCGACCCAUCCAAUUGCUCCCAACAAUACUGCUUUGAAGGGCUCACCACCUGUCGACGGCAUGAAAGACUGGCUAUUGAAACUUGGGUAUCAAGCGGAACAACUCAAUCAGCUGAACGUCAUUCACGUGGCCGGAACGAAAGGAAAAGGCAGUACAUGUGCGCUUGUUGAUUGCUUCCUACGCCAAAACGCGAACAGAAGUGGAGUCCGCAGGAAGAUUGGUCUUUAUACAUCACCAAGUCUGAGACCGAAUAAUAGAAUCCGAAUCGAUUCUCAAGCGAUCUCAGAUGCGAUUUUGACCAAACGCAUCGUUGAAGUAGAACAGGGCCUCUCUCUUGGCACAAAUCAUUCCAGUCCUGACUCAAGGAAACCCGGAUUUCUCCAGAUGAUGGCUGUGGUAGCUUUUCAUCAUUUCAUUCAAGAAGGCGUUGAUGUUGUCAUAUGUGAAGCGCAUCAUGGCGGGCAAUUCGAUGCGACCAACUUCAUUGAACGUCCCAUAAUCACUGCCAUAACCAGGAUCGGUAUGGAUCAUGUCGAUAAUCUAGGAGGAUCUAUUCAAAACAUUGCCUGGCACAAGGGUGGCAUAUUCAAAGAGAAUGUCUCCGCGUUUUCUGCUCCACAAGUAUCUGAAGCAGAGCAUGAGUUAAGGCACCGUGCAGAAGAGUUAAAAGCGCCCCUUCACUUGAUCAGUAAUAUCACAGCCACACUCUCUCAAUUCAUCAGUGAUGAUACUUUGAAAAGGAUACCUCUUGAGCAACGAGAAAAUUUCGCUUUGGCUGCGCAAAUCACUUAUGCAUUCCUCCAGAGGAAGGGCCACUCACUUAACGAGGAUGACAUUAAUGCCGGGAUUGAUCAGUACAGCUGGUCUGGACGGUUCAGCGUCAUCAAUUUUGCAUGCUCUACUUGGUAUUUGGAUGGAGCACACAACGAAACCAGCAUAGAGCUUGCGGCAAAGUGGUAUGAACGUCUCUCAAACAAAAAUGCUAGUGGUCCUCGAGUCCUUGUUUUUGCUCACUUUUCACCAUCUCGAACCCGUGACUGGAAAGGAAUACUUGAAAAACUAGGAAGUUUUUUGGGGCCUAUCCAGCAUGCUGUUUUUGUGCAAAAAAUCGAAGCCGAUGCUCGUUUCAGCAUUACAAAUGAACGACUGGAUGAUUAUGCCGAAGUUUGGAGACAGAGACAGCAAUGGCCUUCAAGCUUAAUCUACAAGGAGGCAAAUGUUCGCGAUGCCAUCGAUAGGACCAAAAACAUUGGUUCAGGAGCCCAGGUUUUGGCCAUAGGAAGUUUGUACUUGGUAGAAGCUCUGCUUGAACAAUUAAACGCGUCGUAA